Necator americanus (New World hookworm) is the source of this 1872-nucleotide messenger RNA. RefSeq lists its product as uncharacterized. Bases 1 to 1872 code for a protein of 623 amino acids. Gene Ontology annotation, molecular function: protein binding. The transcript has 18 exons. The record is from RefSeq and is a predicted model, not a curated record. Lineage: Eukaryota; Metazoa; Nematoda; Chromadorea; Rhabditida; Ancylostomatidae.
AUGUUUGUAGACGUAAACUUUAAUGUGAAGCGCCGUUUUUCCUUCUUUUAUGAUGGUGGAGACUCUAAGACGUCGCAAGCAUCCGUUAGUUCUUCCACGAUGACGGUCCCAAUGUACCACAAGAGCUCAACUCACAGCCGUUUGUUACUCUCACAGCUUGCCGAACUUCGUGACGAUUCCCGGCUUUGUGAUGUUGCACUUGUUGUGAAGGGAACCCGAAUCAAUGCUCAUCGACUUGUCUUGACUGCAUGCUCGAACUAUUUCAAGGCAAUGUUUACGGGAGAAAUGGCAGAAAGCCGUUUACAGGAGAUUGAAAUGGUCGACAUGGAUGCUCACACGUUGGAUGCACUAGUCAAUUUUUGUUACUCUGGUGAAAUAAAAAUCACAGAUGUUAACGUUCAAAGCAUCCUUCCGGCCGCAUGUCUACUACAAUUGAACGAAGUGCAGGAAGUGUGCUGCGAGUUCCUGAAAAAACAAUUAGAUCCAUCUAACUGCUUAGGCAUUCGGGCCUUUGCAGAUACUCAUGCAUGUCGAGAACUACUACGAAGUGCAGACAAGUACACUUUGCAUAAUUUUCAGGAUGUUGUUGGAACUGAAGAGUUUCAUCUUCUGCCGGUGAAUCAAUUGGUGGAUCUUAUCUCAAGUGAAGAACUUCAUGUCCGUUCAGAGGAACAGGUCUUUGCUGCUGUAGUGCAAUGGGUUCGAUUUGACUUAUCGUCGCGAAAGCAGUAUCUAUCUAAGUUGCUGGAACAUGUGCGGCUUCCGUUAUGUCAUCCGAAAUUUCUCGUUAGCACCGUUAGUGAAGAUGCAUUGGUAAAAGCUGAUGCUGCAUGCCGUGAUCUUGUGGACGAAGCGAAGAACUACUUGCUUUUACCACUGGAACGGGCAAACAUGCAAGGGCCUCGGACUCGACCAAGAAAACCUAUCAAAUUUGGAGAAGUGCUGUAUGCUGUGGGCGGAUGGUGCAGUGGAGAUGCCAUAGCCUCGGUAGAGCGUCUUGAUCCCGGAAAAGCAAUUCCUGUAUGGCAGUGUGUGGCUCCAAUGAGUAAGCGAAGAUGUGGUGUAGGCGUUGCCGUGGUGGACAAUUUGUUAUAUGCUGUUGGUGGCCAUGAUGGACAAACUUACUUGAACAGUAUUGAGCGAUUCGACCCUGCAACCAAUCAGUGGUCAUGUGAUGUUGCUCCAACGUCAACAUGUCGGACAUCAGUUGGUGUCGCUGUUCUCGAUGGUUUUCUGUACGCUGUCGGAGGCCAGGACGGUAUCAAUUGCCUUGACGUUGUUGAACGUUAUGAUGCUCGACGGAAUGAAUGGACCUGUGUAGCACCUAUGGGAACUCGCCGAUUAGGAGUAUCUGUUUCUGUGCUGAAUGGAUGUCUGUAUGCGGUAGGAGGAUCAGAUGGCCAGUCUCCUCUAAAUACAGUGGAACGGCUUGAUCCACGUGUUGGAAAGUGGGAUGUGGUACGACCAAUGUCGACAAGAAGAAAACACCUAGGUUCUGCAGUUUUUGACGGUCUUUUGUACGCAGUAGGAGGUCGAGAUGAUUCCUGUGAACUGAGCUCUGCCGAGAAAUAUAAUCCGGUGACAAAUGAGUGGACUGCAGUUGUGGCUAUGAACAAUAGGCGGUCAGGGGUUGGGCUCGCCGUUGUAAAUGAACGUAUGUACGCCGUUGGUGGAUUUGACGGCACAACCUAUUUGAAAACUGCCGAGGUUUUCGACCCAGAAGCAAAUCAAUGGAGACAUCAUGGUUGCAUGAACUACCGCCGUCUUGGUGGCGGUGUUGGAGUAAUACGAAUGCCCUAUCAACCUCAACAACCGGUAUACGAUGCGGACGGUACAUUUAGUCGGCAGCAUUUUCCCUCGGAUCUUUGUUGA